This is a messenger RNA of Eimeria tenella, 717 nucleotides long. RefSeq lists its product as uncharacterized. The coding region runs from base 1 to 717 and encodes 238 amino acids. The transcript is spliced from 3 exons. The record is from RefSeq and is a predicted model, not a curated record. NCBI's taxonomy places the organism in Eukaryota, Apicomplexa, Conoidasida, Eucoccidiorida, Eimeriidae.
AUGGGGGCUGCUUCCUCUUCUGCUGCUGCCCCGCCCAGUGAGGCAGCAGCAGCAGCAGCAGCAACAGCAGCAGCAGAUGGUUUUGCUGCUGCUCCCCUCCCCAGCAGCAGCGACUCCACUAGCGCCAUAAUUCUCUGCGAGGAUUUCCUGCAGCAAUUUAGCCGCACACGCCGGUACCCGCAGCAGCAGCAGCAGCAGCAACAGCAGCAGCAGCAGCAGCAGCCAUAUGAUGGCGUCGAAGAUGACAGCAGCUAUUCAGUUUUCCCCCCAGCAAACCCGCUAUGGUUUCCUGUAGCCGUAGUGGGCAGUGGCAGGCCCGAAGCAGCAGUGCAGCAGCAGCAGCAGCAGCAGGAGCAGCAGCAGCAGCAGCAGCAGGGGCUUGACUUUCUGCAGCAGCAGUAUAUAAAGGAGCACCAGCGGCAGCAGGAGGAGCAGCAGCAGCGGGAGCUUUUGCUGCUGCAGCAGCAGCAGCAGCAGCAGCAGCAAAGCAGGUUUCUAGCUUCUCGAGUCUCUUCCCUUUCCCGUGCUCUUGCUGCAGCAGGUGCUGCUCCUUUAGGUGAUGUUCCCUGCGAGCAGCAGCAGCAGCAAGUCUCCCAGUGUCUGCAGCAACUGCAGCAGCAGCAGCAGCAGCAGCAAAAGGAGCCUUUGCUGCCUUGCGCCCACGCAGUCGACGCUUUACUAGCCUGUGCAGCAAAGGUUAAGAGACAGAGCAUGUAG